AUGGAUCAGUCUGGAACACUGGUCUUCCUCCUUUUCUUGCCCCUUUUAUGGAUCGUUUGGCUCGCGAUGAUUAUAAGCAAGCCUGCCAUCAUAUUUCACAUUUCUCAGACAUUCUUCAACUUUCUCGCAAUGGCUUGCUUUGCAAGCGUAGCCAGUUUUCAAGCAAAGUGGGGAAUAGGGCCUUCUGGUCUCUCAGGAUUCGCGAUCUUCGUGAGCGUCACAGGAAUAUUCCUAUCCCUAUUCCUCCUCUUCGUACCUGUCGUAUACGAGAAAUACGACAAACUCAUUCGCCUAGCCCGUACCCUCAAAGAAGUACGCGUCGGCUUCAUCCUCGUUGGCAGCGGGUGCAUUUUCAGCCUCCUCAUCGCAUUCAUCACCACAAUCUCAGCGUGGACAGAGCCUGGUUGCAAAAACGCAGAUAACGAUCCUCACGCGAGCCUUGGCGACGCGUUUACGAGCGCUCUCCCUGGUUGGUGCAGUACAAAGAAAGCAGGUGCUAUAUUCUUUUGGUUAGCGUUCGGCUUCUGGCUCGCAUCCUUCAUCUUGCUUAUCAUUGACUGGCGCUCCGGAAACCUCACAUCCCCACCCCGCGAUCUCCCAUUCACGCGUCCCCACUCUGACAUCGAAGAAGUCGAAGAAGUAGAAGUCGAAGAAGAAGAAGAAGGCGGACACUCAUACCAACCCGUCGCCACCAACACAGCGCCCACAUACCCCCGCCAAUCAGCAUACGACAACUCUAACGCCUCCGCAUCUCCGUUCGCAGACUCCAACCGCCUCUCAGCCGCUCCCACUAAUACCAAUACAACCUACCUACCCUCAAUCAACACAAAUCGUUUCUCAACAGCAGACUCAAGUGCUAAUCGCACAUCUGCAUAUUCAACCGCACCCACUACUACCACCGCUCCUACUACAAGCACCAACACGGGUUACGCUACUUCUAGACCUAGUAUGGACGCGUAUGGCGCGUUUUCAGACCCUGCACCGAGUGGAUUCGGGGGCGUGUCAGCGUCAUAUGCGCCCACUGCCUCAGAUUCUGGGUCUGGGGCGCCGAAAGUGAGUAGGACGAUGCAAUAUGCGGAUCCGUAUGCUGCUGUGCGGGCAUCGCUGGCGACGAGCACAGCUACGGGUGCGCCGGCUCCGACAAAAUCUAGCUACGAACCGUAUACUGGGUACCGAUAG
Suillus plorans is the source of this 1179-nucleotide messenger RNA. RefSeq lists its product as uncharacterized. The coding region runs from base 1 to 1179 and encodes 392 amino acids. Lineage: Eukaryota; Fungi; Basidiomycota; Agaricomycetes; Boletales; Suillaceae. The record is from RefSeq and is a predicted model, not a curated record. The transcript is spliced from 5 exons.